AUCAGUUUACGGUCACGGGAAGGGAUGGUUUACUAAUUCAGUGUUGCAAAUGGUAUUGUAUCAAUAGUCUAAAGAAAAUUGCAGGAAAGUGGAGUUGCAGGGAUUAUUCGUUCGCAGCAGAAUCUCCGUUUGCAAUCGUCUUGCUAAAUCAAAACCUGUAUUGGCCUAAUCUUUGCCCUUCAACUUGGUGUUUUAGAGCUCUUGAAAUCUUGAUAUAAAAACAGAGUUAAAGAAAGAUUAUCAAAAUGGCAGCUGGUCCAUAUAAUUACUCAUACAUUUUCAAGUACAUUAUAAUUGGUGAUAUGGGUGUUGGCAAAUCCUGCCUCCUACAUCAAUUUACAGAAAAAAAAUUCAUGGCAGAUUGCCCACAUACAAUUGGGGUUGAAUUUGGGACUAGAAUUGUUGAAGUUGCUGGACAAAAGAUAAAGUUGCAGAUUUGGGACACUGCUGGUCAAGAAAGAUUUAGGGCUGUCACUAGAAGCUAUUACAGAGGUGCUGCUGGGGCACUAAUGGUAUAUGAUAUAACAAGGAGAAGCACAUACAAUCAUUUGAGUAGCUGGUUAACCGAUGCUAGAAAUUUAACAAACCCCAAUACGGUGAUCAUAAUGAUAGGAAAUAAAUCUGAUUUGGACGCCCAGCGAGACGUCACAUACGAGGAAGCCAAACAGUUUGCAGAUGAAAAUGGCUUACUGUUUCUAGAAGCAAGUGCAAAAACUGGCGAAAAUGUCGAAGACGCAUUUUUGGAGACUGCGAAGAAAAUAUUCCAAAGUAUACAGGAUGGAAGCCUCGACUUGAAUGCAGCGGAAUCGGGGGUGCAGCAUAAACCAGCAGGAAGAGGCGGAGCUAGUGCCUUCCCACAGGAACAGCCUGCCAGUCAAGACAAAUGCAACUGUUGAGGUUUCGAUUUUACUGCUAAAUAGAUCCACUGUGAAUUUUUCAAUGAUUGCAUGAAAUAUUAAUUUUCGAUUCUUUUUCAAGAGCAAGAAAGGAACUAAACAAUGAUUCCGAUGGGCGAAUCUCUUAUUUGCAUUAACUAUUAUAGAUGUAAUACUUUUGUACAAAUUUAAUACCUUCGUAGUGAAUCGCAAACUUUUUCGUAGUUUUAGCAGUUAACUGGUUGGCUCUGUAUGAAUAAAUAGCCUCAAGAUGUCCACAGCAUUCAUUUCAUUUGUCGGUUAUGUCUUCUUUUAUAUAUAACAAUGCUACUGUGUUAACUCAAGGUUUUUCUCUAAACCAUUCUUUUUAAACAUUUCUUGUAAAACCUUAUUACGAAGCCUGUUAAAAAUUGCACUCUUUAUUUUCGAAAUGCUUUGCAAUUUAAAUAACACUUACGUGACGUUAUCUUAACGAAGGGUAUUGUAAGAAUUCAACUGUAGCUAACUUACAAAGAUGUUUCUCUGUAGA
Molecule: messenger RNA, 1404 nt
Organism: Rhopilema esculentum
Lineage: Eukaryota; Metazoa; Cnidaria; Scyphozoa; Rhizostomeae; Rhizostomatidae
Product: ras-related protein Rab-14
Biological process (GO): Golgi to endosome transport; endocytic recycling; defense response to bacterium
Cellular component (GO): phagocytic vesicle; trans-Golgi network; recycling endosome
Molecular function (GO): GTPase activity; GTP binding
Source: RefSeq, a predicted model, not a curated record